UAUUAGGUACUUGCCUCGCCUGCUCUACAAAAGGAGCGCUUGCAUUGAAGCUGCUGAACCUGGUCAGGCUUGGUUGUUCUUCCUUGCUGUAUCUUCCUUGCUGCAUUUCAUGCUCUUACUUCCUUCCGUGUCACCGUUUCAGGCAUAAAAAUGUCUAUUGCAUACAAUGCCGACGCGGACCCUGACCCAACCACCCAGAUAGCAUGGCCAGCACGCCAUAGACAGCGCACGCAAUCUUCCCAACAGGAGCCACAGUCCCCUGACCAAGCAUCAUACCACACGCUCGAUGGAAAUGGCAAGCAGCCAGACAGUUCUGACCAUCAGCGCUCCACCGAACCCGGGCGCACACGUUUGAGUACAUGGAAUCUCAUUACCCUUAGUAUAUCAAUGGCUGGGGCGCAAAUAGCGUGGACAGUUGAGCUAGGAUACGGGACACCCUUUCUCCUGUCACUUGGGAUAUCAGAGCAGGUUACCAGCUUGGUCUGGUUAGCUGGCCCUAUCAGUGGACUCGUUGCGCAACCUCUCAUAGGUGCAAUCUCUGAUUCGUCCACGUCGAAGUAUCGUCGGAGAUACUGGGUUGUCUUAUCAACGGGAGCUCUCGUCGUUUCAACACUAAUUCUGGCGUAUUGUCAGAGUAUUGCUGGUUUCUUUGUUGAUAUAUUCGGCGGUGGUGCUGGUGACUGGGACCCAGAACGCACAAAGCAGGCCGCAAACGUUUCCAUUGGCAUCGCUGUUUUCGCGUUCUAUGUUCUUGAUUUCGCUCUCAACGCUCUUCAAGCCUCUUUGCGCAAUCUUCUUCUCGAUAUUACACCGCCUGAUCAACUCAAUGCUGGUAAUGCAUGGCAUAGCCGCAUGAGCCAGGCGGGUAAUAUCAUUGGCUAUGGGUUUGGAUUUAUCCCUCUUGCGAAGCUGCCCUUCCUAAGCUUCCUGGGUGGCGACCAGUUCCGAAAGUUCUGUGUCGUCAGCAUGUCUAUCCUUGUCGUCACUGUGUGGAUUACAUGCUUCUGUCACGAGGAGAAAGCUUCUACAGAAAAGAAGAAGAGCCAAAGGCGAGGCAAGUUUGGUGAAAUUUUGGAGAACAUAUACAGUGCAAUCACGACCCUUCCGAGACCUAUUAGAAGGGUAUGUCUGGUGCAGGUCUUUGCUUUUAUGGGAUGGUUCCCGUUCCUGUUUUACUCCACGACAUAUGUCGGUCAGGUGAUGGCCUACGAGACCGGGAAGGAGCCAGAUAAUGAGCUUGCCACUCGCACGGGUGAAUUUGCAAUGUUGCUGUACAGCAUUGUGGCUGUUCUCGCCGGUGUCAUACUUCCCGGCUUCGCGCGACGUGACCGUCGUCUUCUCCCUGUAGAAGGAGAUGACGAAGAUGCCCAGAUCGAGCACUUCCGCGGUAGACUUCAUUUGUGGCGUCAAGAAGGCAUUACGCGACUUCCAAAGAUGCCAUGGCUCCUCCGAGACAUAUGGACAGCGGCGAUGUUGUUAUUCACGUUACUAACGUUCUCUACAUUUUGGAUAAGCACCGUCAAGCAAGCCACGAUUGCCAUCAGCUUGGUUGGAAUAUGCUGGGCUGUUGCGUGUUGGGUGCCGUUUGCCAUCAUCAUGGAGCUAUUGAAAGAGAUGCAUGCCAAGAUUCCGCAUCUGCCUGAAGUGGCGACUGAGUCUGAACAUGAUCCUCUGAUUGGUCGCUCCUCUGAGGAAGUUUCAAAUCCUGAAGAUGAAGCCCAGACCAGCGAUAAUGAGACCAGGCCAGCAGGAGGCACUAUUCUUGGCAUUCAUAAUCUUGCCAUCGUGAUGCCUCAAUUCAUCAUUGCGGUCGUCGCGUCUGUAAUAUUCCGCAUCGUGGACGAAUCCACUCCUGUUGCUCCCUCUCCCAAUCUGGAACCCGAUCAUAACACGUACCUGGGUAAGAACGGCGUUGCGUGGGUGCUGCGAUUUGGAGGCUUGUGCACGUUGAUCGGUGCUGCUGCCUGUCGUAUGGUGCCUCCCACGAAGACGGAAAAUCAGAUGAGGAGUGGGCUUGCAGUGCUGCAGGAGCUCAAGGCUGAGGUGGAGCCUUGACUACGCUCUUGCUGAGGUUGGGUGAUCUAGAGUAGUUGACAUUUGCAUCUUACACUACAUUUCUAACGGCUGUAUCUGCAUAUUAGUUUUGCAUGUUUCAUUCAUGUAUAUCAUCUUGCUUUGUCGUGGUUCACUUUGUGACAUUAAUAUCAUUGGGUU
This is a messenger RNA of Suillus paluster, 2214 nucleotides long. RefSeq names its product major facilitator superfamily domain-containing protein. Gene Ontology annotation, cellular component: membrane. The record is from RefSeq and is a predicted model, not a curated record. Lineage: Eukaryota; Fungi; Basidiomycota; Agaricomycetes; Boletales; Suillaceae. Gene Ontology annotation, molecular function: sucrose:proton symporter activity. The coding region runs from base 151 to 2055 and encodes 634 amino acids. The transcript is spliced from 11 exons.